CGGGAUAGAGGUGUUAGGUCUUGUCUAGCUGUUCAGAUUGAGAGAACUCAAGAUGUCCUCCUCAGGUUUCAGGUGAGGCCUCUUUCUGCAGGCCCAAAGUGAAUGACGCUGUCCUGCCGCUCCUCUGACGGAACAGCAUCCCGCUUGCCUCUCACCAUGUCCUCCUCUUCCUGCUCCUCCUCCGGGGAGACCAGCCCUGAGGACACACCCCGUGGAGGCGGUACUAUCCGGGUCUACCUCCCCAAUAAGCAGCGUACUGUGGUGAACGUGCGGCCAGGGCAGACUGUUCAUGACAGCCUGGACAAAGCGCUCAAAGUGCGGGGGCUGACCCAGGAGUGCUGUGCCGUUUUCCGUCUUCUGGAAGGGCGUAAAAAGCUAACGGAAUGGAACACAGACAUCACUCCGCUGGUCGGCGAGGAGCUUCUUGUGGAAGUGCUGGACGACGUCCCCCUGACCAUGCACAACUUUGUUCGCAAGACUUUCUUCAAGCUGGCCUACUGUGACUUUUGCCACAAGUUUCUCUUCCAUGGCUUCCGAUGCCAAACAUGUGGAUACAAGUUUCACCAGCACUGUAGCAGUAAAGUGCCCACUGUGUGUGUAGAUAUGGACACCAUGACCAAACUGUGUUUGCACAAUCCGGUAGUGGAUGAUUACCCCCAGAUUUCCAUUCUGUUGCCUGACAGCUCGAUAUCCCCGAGUGACAUGAGCUUCACCCCAGAUCCCUCUGGAAUGGGGCUGCUGUCCCCCGCCUCUGCAUUUAUGUUCCCUAUGCCUGGGGCUGACGGGUCCUCCCUCCAGAGAGGGCGCUCCACCUCCACCCCCAACGUCCACAUGGUCAGUACUGUAGGGCCUACAGGGACCAGCAUAAUCGAGGAAGCAUUAAAAAUGAACAGCACAAUUGGUCUGGACUCCUCCCCCAAACCCUCGACCAGCCCCCCGUCCAUGGGCUCCCCAGGUAGGAGGGCCCCGAAGUCCCCCUCGGAACACCGAGAGCGCAAGCCCUCCUCAUCGGACGACAAGAAGAAAGUGCACCGCAGCGGGUACAGAGACUCCAGUUACUACUGGGAGGUGCAGUCCCACGAGGUGACCAUGCUGAAGCGCAUCGGCGCCGGGUCCUUCGGGACCGUCUACAAGGGGAAGUGGCACGGGGACGUGGCGGUGAAGAUCCUCAAAGUGACCGACCCUACGCCGGAGCAGCUGCAGGCCUUCAAAAACGAAAUGCAGGUCCUGCGGAAGACUCGUCAUGUGAACAUCCUGCUGUUUAUGGGCUUCAUGACCAAACCCAACUUUGCCAUCAUCACUCAGUGGUGUGAGGGCAACAGUCUGUACCGCCACCUGCAUGUCACCGAGACCAAGUUCGACACCAUGCGGCGCAUCGAAGUGGCCCGACAAACCGCGCAGGGCAUGGACUAUCUUCAUGCUAAGAAUAUCAUACACAGGGACCUGAAAUCCAACAACAUCUUCCUCCACGAGGGCUGGACAGUGAAGAUCGGGGACUUCGGCCUGGCCACAGUGAAGUCCCGCUGGAGCGGGUCCCAGCAGGUGGAGCAGCCUAGUGGCUCCAUCCUGUGGAUGGCUCCAGAAGUGAUCCGCAUGCAGGACAGUAACCCCUACACCUUCCAGUCGGACGUGUACGGGUACGGGGUGGUGCUGUUCGAGCUGAUGUCCGGCACGCUGCCUUACUCUAACAUAAACAACCGGGAUCAGAUACUCUUCAUGGUAGGGCGGGGCUAUUUGUCACCUGACCUCAGUAAGCUGUACAAUAACUCUCCCAAAGCCAUGAAGAGACUCAUCGUAGACUGUCUGAAGUUUAAACGAGACGAAAGGCCCCUAUUUCCACAGAUUCUGGUGGGCAUUGAGCAGGUUCAGGACCUCCUGCCCAAAAUCGAGAGGAGCGCCUCAGAGCCUGCACUGCACAGGGCUGUGCACGUGGAGGACCUCAACCCCUUCCUCUUGCACACCACUCAGCUACUGCCACUGUGAACCCCACCCCACCCCCCCACCCCGGCCGCUGAUCUCCCUGGGGCCCACCGGCCGCUGCUCACCCUGGGGCCCACCGGCCUCUGCUCACCCCUCCCACCCCCGGCCUGGGACCCCCCGCCCCUCAAUUCGUCCAACGAUUCUGAUGCUCCUUCAACCACAAUGAUGUCAAUCGCCACCUUCAUGUAAAUCUCUACUAUCAGACUGCUGAUUAACAUCACAGAAAAGAAUGUUGAUUUGAAAAAAGCUGUAGUGUGAUUCUGAUUUGGCUUUAGAAUGCUUUCUGAGAGAAAGAGAAAGCAGGUCGAUGUUGGGUAUGAACCCUCUGUCCAGCAGCUUGUGUUGGGAACAACAUGAAAUGAUGGAACGCAGUGACUGUUGUGCCAUGGUCACGCACGCUAACGUGCUGCAUUACAGUCAAAUCGGGCUCACGGUCGCGCAUGCUAACGUGCUGCAUUAUGCAGUCACAUCGGGCUCACGAUCGUGCAUGCUAACGUGCUGUGUGUGGCGUUACACAGUCACUGUGGGCUCAUGGUUGCGCAUGCUAACGUGCUGCGUGUAGCGUUACGCAGUCACUUCGGGCUCACGGUUGGUUUGAACUGCAGCGCUCUGCUUCACUAUUCUCAUUUUAACGAUCAAAGACCCGUCAGUCAAGGGUUAUGAAACGGCUGACUUUUUUUUGUGUUGGUUCAGGAAUAUAUAUCAUUUUAAAUGUAGAAAAAAGUAGCUUUGUAAAGGGGCUGGGUACCCCUUUUCUAGAUUUUCUUAUUCCAAUUAUAUCAUUACCAGAUUAAGUUAAUUUGUUUUAGGUAAUAGGGCCUUUCCAUAGCAGUAGGGUGGUAAUUAGAGACUGAUUCCCUUUAUUUAUUGAUGAUACUGGCAUGACUCUGCAAACUGUCUGCUAUGUUUCUUGUUAUGAAUCAUGAGUCCCCAGCUCUCAGACUUAACCACUACCUGGGACCAGUCGCAAAAUGUCCGUCUCCCAUGAGAAAGUGCUGAAUGGGCAUAUUUUUCACGGACAGUUGUAGAACAGAUGUGGUGUUCUGUCACUUAUCCUGAUGCACGUCGGAUUUGCUUAUUUUUGGAGCAUGUACGUCCCGUACCACGACCGGCAGACUUUCGGUGAGGUGGUGCCCAACACUGGGAACCUCUCACUGAAACACGUGACUGAAACACGUCACACUGACCACACGGCACAGGAACCCAACCGUAACCGUCUCAUCACAUUUCCACACGCGGCCCACAGAAAUCAGCAUACUUCAUCACAUACUAGAGGAUUCUGCUGAAAUUGCUGUACCUCUCACUGUUGCAUGUCUUCACUGCAUCGGUUCUCGGCACAAACCAAAAUGCAGGCUUUUUCAUUUGUUUGGUGUCACAUUAAAUUCUACGUGGAUUACUUACAGGUGAAAUCGCCCAUGAAAUUUACUGUGGAGGCAUUUUGUCUGGGGCCGAAAUGGUUUUGUAGUGGAUUUUUUUUUACUUGGUGCUGACAGUGAUUCUUUUACCUGGACCUUACCUGGAAAAGUCUGCAAGAUUUCAUGCCAUUUGGUGAAUUAAUACAUCAUCCAUGAGAGUCAUAUCUUCCAAUUUUCCAAUUCUCUGGCUACUUAACAGGUUAGAACCUGACCAAGACAGUGAAAUUAAACAUGAUAGAUAAUGUAAAUUUCCAUUUUGUACACAAAGGAUUACACACUGUGGUGUCAGGUAUCUGGGGGGUGUUUGCAAUUAAUAAUCUGUUGUGUACAGUUACCUUUUUUAAAGACAUGUACAAAAAUUUGUUUCUAUUUUUGUGUGAUGGUUUAAAAAAAACAAAAUUAUUUUAAAAUAAAUUUUAGUUUUUUUAGUCUUGUAAUAUAUAAUGCAGGGUUUUGUUCUUACAAUAAAAUGCUGGAAUACUGAGACCACA
Messenger RNA from Anguilla anguilla (European eel), 3886 nucleotides. It is a transcript of the gene araf, whose product is annotated as A-Raf proto-oncogene, serine/threonine kinase. Gene Ontology annotation, molecular function: ATP binding; protein kinase activity. Gene Ontology annotation, biological process: protein phosphorylation; signal transduction. Lineage: Eukaryota; Metazoa; Chordata; Actinopteri; Anguilliformes; Anguillidae. The coding region runs from base 103 to 1983 and encodes 626 amino acids. Gene Ontology annotation, cellular component: cytosol; mitochondrion. The transcript has 16 exons. The record is from RefSeq and is a predicted model, not a curated record.